CAAGACAUGGCCGGACAAAAUGACAGUACUUGUCAGUCAGCCGCUGCGCCGAGGCGUGCGCCAAGGUGGUUGUCGGCCGCAAUGCCUCCCCACUUGAUCCAGUUUGCUAUAAGAGCUGCUCACAUGUGAGCAGCUCUUUCUUCAUUCCCACAUCCCGUCUCCCCGUCUCCCUCCCUUACCCCACCCAACCCUCACUCAAAAACAACAUCAUGCCCGCUCUCGAGUCGCGCUACGCCGCCAACGUCCAGGAGGACGCCCCCUCGGCCAUCAGCUUCAUCUUCCCCGAGGGCCGUGAGCCGGUCAAGGGUGAGACCCACAAGCAGCCUUGCGGUGGCUCGGUCAACGGCCCCCUGACCAAGUACCCCCUCAAGGGCGGCAAGCUCUCGUUCGGCCAGCACGAGGCUACCGACAACGUCAACUUCCUCUGGUCCAAGUACAUCGUCAACGACGGCGGUGACGACUACGAGUUCAAAACCUACGGCGAGUACACCGUCUCGGACCUCUCGUCGGGUCACUACUGCGCCAACGGCCCGGACUUUGCCGCCCAGGGCUUCAAGGCCGGUGACAAGGCCACCCUCAUGGUCGUCUUCCAGAAGGACGGCGCUCCCAUCAAGAACAAGGGCUUCACCAAGCGCUGGUGGUUCCAGUGCGCCGACGUCGAGCUCGUCGACAACUGGACCGAGCCCGAGGACUUCAUGUGCGGCAACUACUACUCGACCAACGAGACCCGUGUCCUCGACGCCGAGCGCUCGAUGGAGUUCACUGUCUCGCCCGACUCGCGCCCCAACGGUGCCCGUGACCUCGCCCGUGCCGACGCCCGCGGCACCCUCCCCGCCGACGACAUGCCCGCUGCCAAGGCCGGCGGCAUCGGUGCCGGUGUUACCGCCGGUGUCUUCCUCCUCGCCCUCGGCGCCCUUUGGGCCUUCGGCGCCCUCCGCUUCGGCCGCAAGAAGUCGGUUGCCAUCCGCGACGACGCUUCGUCGGCCUCGUCGGUCCCUGUUAAGCAGGUCCGCAACUAAGCAUUUCUCGCUUUUGGUAGCACAGUCGUAGCGUCGCACAACUGUGAGCUUGUAGAACGCGCAUGAACGUAGAAAGCCCAAAAACAUCUCAUAAUGGGAUAUGUUACUGUCAUUCAUUAGUCUCCA
Molecule: messenger RNA, 1145 nt
Organism: Cutaneotrichosporon oleaginosum
Lineage: Eukaryota; Fungi; Basidiomycota; Tremellomycetes; Trichosporonales; Trichosporonaceae
Source: RefSeq, a predicted model, not a curated record